Messenger RNA from Cajanus cajan (pigeon pea), 852 nucleotides. RefSeq lists its product as uncharacterized. NCBI's taxonomy places the organism in Eukaryota, Viridiplantae, Streptophyta, Magnoliopsida, Fabales, Fabaceae. Gene Ontology annotation, cellular component: nucleosome; nucleus. Gene Ontology annotation, molecular function: double-stranded DNA binding; structural constituent of chromatin; nucleosomal DNA binding. Gene Ontology annotation, biological process: chromosome condensation; negative regulation of DNA recombination; nucleosome assembly. The record is from RefSeq and is a predicted model, not a curated record.
UUCUCUUCAUUCAUACAUCCUCUGCACCUCUAUCUCUCUUUGUAUCGACGAUUUUUCUAAUUUCUAAUCUCAAUUCCUUUGAGUAUCAAUUAAGCUAUGGCCACCGCAGCGCAGCCCAAAGCCAAGAAAACGGCCACCUCCAAGAAGCCCCUCUCCCACCCUCCCUUCGCUGUGAUGAUAACAGAGGCCAUUGCGAGUUUGAAGGAGAGAACCGGUUCGAGUCAAUAUGCCAUAACCAAAUUCAUUGAAGGGAAGCACAAGGAGUUGCCUCCAACCUUUAAGAAACUUGUCCUCGUAUAUCUCAAGAAGUCAGUUGCUGCCGGAAAACUUGUUAAGGUUAAGAAUUCCUUCAAGCUUGCUCCGACUAAGCCUGCUGCGGCUAAACCUGCUUCUGCUGCUGCUCCUAAGAAGCCCAAAGCUGUGGCCAAGCCUGCUGCCAAGCCCGCCACCAGGCCCAAAGCUGCUGCUGCACCUAAGAAGAAGGCUGUCACGAAGCCCAAGGGGAAACCCGCUGCUGCAGCUGCAGCUGCGAAGCCCAAGGCUAAGGCCACUAAGGUGGCGGCAAAGAAGGUGGUUGCCAAGGCCGCUAAGAAGACUCCGGUGAAGGCCGUGAAGAAGCCCAAGAGUGUGGUAAAGAAGCCAAAGAGUGUGAAAUCGCCUGCAAAGAAGGCUAAGAAGUGAGAGGAUUGGGGUAUUAUUUUGUGUUUUAGGGUUAUGUAUUUCAUGGGGAUUGUUAGUAUAGAAAGAUGGAUAUAUGGUUGGCAGAGUAUUGAUGUAAAUUCCUUUGGUAGAAAGUUUAACAAGUGUUAUUGUUUGCAUUGAAUACAAUUCCUGAUUGUUCAAUUUUAUUUC